Colletotrichum siamense is the source of this 621-nucleotide messenger RNA. RefSeq lists its product as uncharacterized. Bases 1 to 621 code for a protein of 206 amino acids. The record is from RefSeq and is a predicted model, not a curated record. The transcript has a single exon. Lineage: Eukaryota; Fungi; Ascomycota; Sordariomycetes; Glomerellales; Glomerellaceae.
AUGUCGGACGUCACUUGCCUCGAGUAUCUCGGAAUACUCCUAAUCAGCGCGCUCGUCUUCAUAACUACCCUCCUCAUCUGCGCCGAGCUCAUCGACACCUUCACCGAAACCUCAUGCCCCUCCAUCCCCUGCCGCCAGCGCGCCCAGAACCUGCACCGCCUUCUAGCAAGCCUGCGCGUCUUCCCGGACUCGAAUCCCGGCAUGGGGGACAGGGCCCUCCGCUUCAUCACCGACGCCGCGCUGCCGCAGGGAAUAGCACUCCUCGCCCUCUCCGCCCGAGCAACCUACCUGGCUGCGAGGCACGAGGUGCCGAGUCGGUGGUUCUGCUACCUGCUCGGGAUACUGACUGGGUGUGUUGUGUUUGAGUGGGCUUUGCUGGUGGGUGACCACAGGGCGCGGGCUCGUAGAGAGAGGGCGGUGGCAGCGGCGGAUGCUGGGAAAGUUGAAAGUGUGAAUGGAAAGGUGGUAGAUGAGAGGGCGCGGACUCAUAAGGCGAGGGCGGCGGCAGCGGUGAAUGGGCCGUAUGAGCAAUGCUUGUACCCUAGCGUCGAUUUUAGGGGGGUUAAUGCGCCCGCAUAUAAGACCGAAUUUUUCGGGCAGCCAGUAUUGCAGCGUUGUUGA